AUGGAGCAGCAAAAUCGGGAAAAUUCCGACAACGGUGACCGGAAAACGAGUGACGGUGAUAUUAAAGAAGAAGAUCAAGAGGUUAAUAAUUCCCCGGAAUCGAUGAUAUGUGGCCCGACAGCUCCGGAAAGGAGGCAUCAGUGUAAGGAGUGCGAGAAGAGUUUCAACUCAGGCAAGGCUUUAGGAGGGCACAUGAGCAGCGCCCAUGUCCAGGCCAGCAAGGAUUACUCUUUCAACAAGCUCAAUUCCAAGAUCACGGGCUCCAGCUCUCCGGGGCCCGGCCCCGAGUGCCCCAUAUGCGGAAAGCGGUUCCACUCCCAGAAGUCGCUGUAUGGGCACAUGCGGUGCCACCCGGAUCGCGAGUGGAGAGGGAUGGAACCCCCGCCGACGACGAGUCCGGAUGAUUUUGCCGAUACUCUGAGGGGAUGGCCUGUGAAGGCCAUACGAGGCAGCCGCGUGCCGCCUGCUAAAUCCCAGGAUAUUUCAAGCUCGGGUGAGGAUGAUGGAGGUGUUUGGGCUGGGCACGAGCUUCUGAGGUUGCUCAAACGGAAUCUCGACAGUUGUGGUGGUAUCGAUAAUGGGCAUCCCGGAUUGGUUAAUGGGGCCGGGUUUGGAAACCCAACGGAUAGCACGGUUGAUUUCAAGAUCAUGGACUAUGAUGAUGCUGUGAAGAAAGUAGCAGCUUGUGGGUCUGAGGUUAAUCACGAGCUCGGACCAGAAACCUUGUAUUCGGAGAUUAAGGCCCAAGAUUCCAAGAGGCAGAAAAUAUGGAACACCAAUGGCAAGAUCGAAAGCUGCGGCAAGGGGAAAGAUGAGAUGGGCGAAAAAUCGACAAAAAUCACACAACCUCUCCAAACCGCCCAAAAUCGCACAGUCCAAGCCCUAUUCGAACUCGCCCGUCGCCGUUCUUACCAAGCCCCCGUCGUCGUUCGUCGCUGCACUGAGCCCUCGCCGUCCGUCGCUGCACUGACCCUCACCAUCCGCUGUUGGCCGUUCCAAGCCCUAUUCACACUCGUACUGCAACCUCGGACGGGCCUCGACCUCCGGAGAUAUCGACCCUUGAUUUUCCGUCAGGCCGCAGCUACUCUCGAGCCCCGACCAUUGUUCGGCGAUUUUGAGCUCUCAACGACCGAGCUCUCUUUCGGCAACUGCGGGGACCUUCGACUCCCAGCCACUUCCACGUCCGGCGACCAGCCUUGA
This is a messenger RNA of Striga hermonthica, 1200 nucleotides long. Lineage: Eukaryota; Viridiplantae; Streptophyta; Magnoliopsida; Lamiales; Orobanchaceae. The record is from the annotation of a GenBank genome assembly.